Acanthosepion pharaonis is the source of this 525-nucleotide messenger RNA. The record is from the annotation of a GenBank genome assembly. NCBI's taxonomy places the organism in Eukaryota, Metazoa, Mollusca, Cephalopoda, Sepiida, Sepiidae.
AUGGCGGGCAAAAGGUGUCCUGGGACCGAUUGGUUACCGGUUAAUAGGUAUCACUGUAUCUUCGGUUUUGUCGACAGCUCAAAGGGACCACAUCUGGGCAGCAAACCUCAAGUCUCCAGCUUACGCGAAACAAUAUGUACAAAGGGGAAAAAACGAGGAAGGAAGUGGAGAAGGAGGCGAAGGCGGAGAAGAAACUGGGAGUCUGGAUCCUAUUGUAUUUUGAAAAACGGAAACUGUCCCCCAGGUUUUGAAAGUGGUUUUAUUCAAAUCAAGGAGUACAAUUCAAGCAUCAUGACAUCGACAAUACGGAAAACCAUGGCCAAACAUUGCGCAGAUUUUAGCAUCAGAAACGACUACUGUUGUCGUCAAGACGAUUCUGCGUUGAAACCAAUCACACUCCCCACCGCUUCUCCUUUCAUUCUGCUCAUGUCAAACCUUUACGAAUCUUGCCAACAGACUUUAUUCAUCAUAUUUCUUUUGGAAGGUAUGAUAUACAAACCCUUAUCUAUCAAUCUAUCUCUAUGA